GUCGGACAGAUCGUUUUGUUGUAGAUGAAACCGGAAGAAUCGGAGGUCAAGCUUCGCCUUUACGAGUUCUCCCUUCUGCAAGACUGAUGAGUAAUCUCGGUCUCGUACUGGGUGCUCUGUUGGUGGUUCUGAUCUGGUACUUAUGGAAGGGGUUGAAUUAUCUAACAUGGAGGCCAUAUGUGAUCACAGAAGCUUUCAGGAAGCAAGGGGUGAGAGGCCCUGCUUACAGGUUCUGGUCGGGAUCACUCGGAGAGAUAAGAAGCAUAAGCAAAGCCGCCAUGGAGCAGAUCUUGGACGUAAAGUCACAUGAUAUCUCCACGAGAGUUCAGCCUUUUUACCGCAAGUGGACGUCGGAAUACGCAGGUGAACCAUUCUUGUUUUGGUUUGGACCAGAGCCAAGGAUUUGCGUCUGCCACCCGGAGCUAAUUAAGCAAGUUCUUGCGAACAAGUUCAGGUUCUACCCCAAGAUCGAUCCGCCUCCCAACGUUACGUCCCUCCUGGGCAAGGGAUUGAUCCUUGUAGAAGGCACGGAAUGGGUGAGGCAUCGAAGGGUCGUCGGCCCUGCUUUCCACAUGGAGAAGCUCAAGAUACUCACAAAGACAACGGCAGAAUGCGCUAAGGCAAUGUUAGAAGGUUGGGAAGCAGAGUAUCAGCAGAAGGAAAUAGACGUGUCUGCACAAUUUCAAGAACUGGCAGUAGAUUUGAUCUCUCAAGCCACUUUCGGAAGCAGCUUCACGGAAGGGAAAGAAGUCUUCCUAGCACAGCAAGAACUCCAGAAGAUCGUGGUAGCCAGUAAUCUUAGUAUAAAUAUCCCAGGAACCAAAUACAUCCCUAGCAGGAGUAACCUGUACAAAUGGAAGCUGGAGAAGAGAGUGAGGAGCAAACUCGUUAGUAUCAUUCAGGCUCGAGUGGAUUCCAAGGAACGCUGUGGCUACGGAAAUGAUCUGCUUGGCUUGAUGUUAGAAGCUUGUCACAAGCCAGAGGGGCAGAUCCUGAGCAUGGACGCAAUCGUAGAUGAGUGCAAGACGUUUUUCUUCGCAGGGCAGGAGACCACCGCCCAGUUCCUCACGUGGACUGUGUUCUUGUUGAGCACAAACCAGAACUGGCAGGAGAAGCUCCGGGAGGAAGUGCUGCGAGAGUGUGGGAUGCAAAGCCCAGAUGCAGAUAUGCUCAGAAAGCUGAAACUAGUCACCAUGGUUCUCCUGGAAACCUUGAGGCUCUACGGCCCAAUCGACGUGCUAAGGAGAAAGGCCGGUAAAGAUAUGACCUUGGGGAAGAUCAACAUCCCCAAAGACACCGAGAUAGUGAUGCCGAUCAUGCUGACUCAUAGGAACAAGGAGAUAUGGGGACCUGAUGCUGAUGAGUUCAACCCACUCAGAUUCGAGCACGGGGUCACCAAAGCUGCCACACACCCCACUGCGCUGCUCGCGUUCGCGGUAGGGCCGCGGGCUUGCAUCGGCCGAAACUUCGCCAUGUUGGAAGCCAAGACUGUGAUCACAAUGAUACUGCAGAGGUUCUCCUUUUCUCUUUCGUCCGAGUACAAGCACGCCCCUCGACGCUCGAUCUCUGUGCAACCUCAGUACGGCCUUCCUAUCGUUCUCAAGCCGCUGCGUGCCGGAAUCAGAAUUGGUUGAUGCUGUAGUUCUAUCUCUAUGUCAUCGUGCUUAUUAUUAUCAUGUAAGCGUAUGGCCCGCAUGGUCUUGGUGCUGAAUCUAAAUGUCGAGGAAACCACCUGCUAAUUUGCACUGGAUUUCGUAGUCUGUGACUUGGAUCCAACUAUAAGCCCAUAAAUAAAAUUAUUGGUGGUU
Molecule: messenger RNA, 1808 nt
Organism: Musa acuminata subsp. malaccensis (wild Malaysian banana)
Lineage: Eukaryota; Viridiplantae; Streptophyta; Magnoliopsida; Zingiberales; Musaceae
Product: cytochrome P450 709B1-like
Molecular function (GO): iron ion binding; oxidoreductase activity, acting on paired donors, with incorporation or reduction of molecular oxygen; monooxygenase activity
Source: RefSeq, a predicted model, not a curated record